UGUCCGAAAGAAGAGGAAACCCUAUUCCAAAUUUCAAUUGGCAGAAUUAGAAAAAGAAUAUCUAUUCAAUGCAUAUGUUUCUAAGCAAAAAAGAUGGGAGCUAGCUAGAAAUUUGAAUCUCACAGAACGACAGAUUAAAAUUUGGUUUCAAAAUAGAAGGAGGAUGAAGAGCAAGAAGAACAGUCAAAGACAGUCUAAUCAGCCCAGUAGUGGAGAUGGGUCAUCCCACUCCCAACAAGCUAAUCAAGCACAUAAUAUAGGAUCUUCGGGGCAUGUUGGGCUGAAACCAUGAGCAGAGUCAAAGCCUCACGAGGAUGACACCUCGUGGGGCAGGAGGCCAGAGUUUGAGCCUCGGCUGGAUCAGCUGACUGAGCAGCUGGCCGAUCAGCUGACUGAUCAACCGGACAGCUGGAAUGCACAGCCGAAGACUGAACCACAAUCCCCCAGAGCCUUCUCUGACUUUGGUCGGUCUCCUAGCACACCUUCGCGUCACUUUGCGUUUGCGCCAUACGCGCAGCACUUUGAGGGAAUGCCGCAAAUUGUUCCCAAUCCAGACCCGUUCCACCUCCAGGUGGACUGUUAAGUUCCAUGUUAGCCAUUUCGUUAAACAAAAUGGCGAUAAAUGGUGACGAACAAUACAAAAAAACAUAAAUGUGAUUAAACACUGGUGGAAUUGUAAGGCUUUUAGUGUGUUUUCAACCCUUUUUAACCCUGAUAUAAUGUUAAUGUUUUAAUGGUUUUAUCAAUGUUGAUAAAAUCAGUUUUUAGGAUUUUCUAUAAGAAUUUGUAUAGUAAAGUUUUAAAUCUAAGUCAAGUAUUUAAAUAUUUGCUGGAUGAAUACCUCAAAAAAUUUGCAAAUAUAGUUUGUUGAAACCCUUUUCAUGCACGGCAGUUAUCAGUUCGGGAAGAAAAAAGUAUCAAUAUUCUUCUUUUCAUGAUAACUUAACAAUUUCCGACAGAAGAGCAUAAAGAAGUUAAUUCAUUUAGGAUUAAUAUCAAAAUUAAACAAUGUUUUCACUAUUUACUUUUCAGCACAGUCCCUUUGUUCUUGAAACUAUAAAAUGUUUUUAGUUUUCUGUCACAAAAAAUAAGCUGCCCUCUGCACUUCUCCCUUCCUCUUUAACUUAGAAAAAACUGAUAAUUUCCUGUUAAAAUUAAACAAAUGUGUUGAUGUAUUUAUGUACAUUAAUCAUGUACUGUACACUCUGCACCUAUUACCAUUUAGAAGAUUUUAAUUGAAAUGAAAUUUAAGUAAUUUUUAUUUAAUUAAAUAAAAGAAUUUCUUUUGUAA
Eurytemora carolleeae is the source of this 1291-nucleotide messenger RNA. Its product is annotated as homeobox protein Hox-B9a. Lineage: Eukaryota; Metazoa; Arthropoda; Copepoda; Calanoida; Temoridae. Gene Ontology annotation, biological process: regulation of transcription by RNA polymerase II. Gene Ontology annotation, molecular function: DNA-binding transcription factor activity, RNA polymerase II-specific; RNA polymerase II cis-regulatory region sequence-specific DNA binding. The record is from RefSeq and is a predicted model, not a curated record. Gene Ontology annotation, cellular component: nucleus.